Molecule: messenger RNA, 11422 nt
Organism: Gadus chalcogrammus (walleye pollock)
Lineage: Eukaryota; Metazoa; Chordata; Actinopteri; Gadiformes; Gadidae
Product: collagen alpha-6(VI) chain-like
Exons: 39
Coding region: 167-8074 (2635 amino acids)
Source: RefSeq, a predicted model, not a curated record
UCCAUGUCAUACAGGCUGCAGCGAGACCGGUUGGAGUGCUGCGUGGAACCUCAUCUGUGGACACUGACCCGGGAAUUAUUGCUCUGCGCGCCACGAGGAGCACGCACACAAUCAGCAGUAAGUGGAUACGAUGGGAAGAGCAAGGUCUUGAGAGGAACGUGAUAACAUGGCAGAGAUCAGGAGCCUCUUCUUUGUUGCUCUCAUGGCCAGCGUGUGUCUCCACGGCCACGCAGCUCAGCUAACAGACACUCUCUCCUCCCAAAAAUGCACUGAGACAUCACUGGCGGACAUCGUGUUCCUGUUGGACGGCUCCUCCAGCAUCAGCGCAAAGAGCUUCAAGGAGAUGCUCCUCUUCCUCCAGAAGUUCAUCCAGAACCUCGAUGUGGGCGCGGACAAGGUGCGUGUGGGCGUGGCGCAGUACAGCGACGGGGCCUACGAGGAGUUCCUGCUGAAGGACCACAUGGACGAGGCCUCGCUGCUGGAGCAGGUGAGCAAGAUCCAGCACCGGCAGGGAGGCACCUUCACGGGCAAGGCCAUGACCUUCCUGCAGCAGACCUUCUUCACCCCAGAGGGGGGCAGUCGCGCCGCACAGCGUGUGCCCCAGAUCGCCGUGGUGAUCACGGACGGGGAAUCGUCGGACGACGUGAUCGAGCCAGCGCGGCAGCUGCGGCAGAAGGGGGUGAUCGUGUUCGCCAUCGACAUCGGUAGUUCCAAUUCAACGAACCUGCAUCAGAUCACCAACCGACCGCACGAGCGCUUCCUGUUCAGCAUCAACAGCUACCAGGCCCUCCAGCAGCUCCUCGACAGGCUGCUGCAGAUCCUCUGUGUGACCGUUGAAGACCAACGGGCCGUCCUUCUCUUUCCCCAAAAAUGCAAUGAGACAUCACUGGCGGACAUCGUGUUCCUGUUGGACGGCUCCUCCAGCAUCAGCCCAGAGAGCUUCAAGGAGAUGCUCCUCUUCCUCCAGAAGUUCAUCCAGAACCUCGAUGUGGGCGCGGACAAGGUGCGUGUGGGCGUGGCGCAGUACAGCGACGAGCCCUACGAGGAGUUCCUGCUGAAGGACCACAUGGACGAGGCCUCGCUGCUGGACCAGGUGAGCAAGAUCCAGCACCGGCACGGAGACACCUUCACGGGCAAGGCCAUGACCUUCCUGCAGCAGACCUUCUUCACCCCAGAGGGGGGCAGUCGCGCCGCACAGCGCGUGCCCCAGAUCGCCGUGGUGAUCACUGACGGGGACUCGUCGGACGACGUGAUCGAGCCAGCGCGGCAGCUGCGGCAGAAAGGGGUGAUCGUGUUCGCCAUCGACAUCGGCAGGUCCAAUUCAACAAACCUGCAUCAGAUCGCCAACCGACCGCAUGAGCGCUUCCUGUUCAGCAUCAACAGCUACCAGGCCCUCCAGCAGCUCCUCGACAGGCUGCUGCAGAUCCUCUGUGUGACCGUUGAGGACCAGCGGACCGCUUUGAAGCAAAAAUUUUCCGACAUCUACUUCCUGGUGGACAGUGGCCUGACCGCGGCCGACUUCAAGCUAACCCAGAACAUGAUGGUGCGCGUGGUUCAGCAGCUCAACGUGGGAGAUACGGCCCACCGCAUCGGCCUGGCCCGGUACGGCCAGGAAACCACGGUGGAAUUUCUCCCUAACAAGCACAAGAACAAAAAGGAGGUGGUGGCCAGCAUUAAGCGUCUCAGGGUGAUCCAAGGCAGUCCCAAUGCGCCGCGCAACCUGGGUGGCGCACUGAAUUACACCGUCACUAACUUCUUCAGUACUGAGGCCGGGAGCCGUGAGCAUCUGGGCUUCCGGCAGUUCCUUGUGGUCGUGUCCGGGGCCAACUCCAGCGACAGCAUCUACCAACCGGCCCGCCGGGUGAAGUCCGAGGGGGUGACGGUGAUGGGCAUUGGCCUCGGCUCGGGCAUGACGGACCAGAUGAAGACAGUGGCCACUGCCCCAUACGUUUACCAGUCUGCCAACAUCGUGCCCAUGCUGAAGGCAGCGUUUGAGACUGAGGAAGAGCAUAUGGGCGUAGUUGAGGAUUGUGUAGCUUCCAGAGUAGCUGAUGUUGUGUUCAUUGUGGACGAAUCGGAAAGAAUCGAAGCUGCUGACUUUCAGUUGGUGCGCUCUUUUCUCCACAAUAUGGUGGAAAGCCUUGACGUCCAGACAAACAGAGUACGGGUUGGCAUAGUCACGUACAGCGACAAUCCUGCAGGCCAGGUCUACCUCGAUACCUUCGAUAACAAGAAUGAGAUCCUCCAGUUCAUCAAGCGUUUGCACUACCAUGGAGGAGGGAACAAAACAGGCCUUGCACUGAAGUUUGCUCGCGAGAAUGUCUUUGUCAAACAGCGAGGAGGACGGAAAAGCCAAGGCGUCCAGCAGGUUGCAGUGGUUAUCACUUAUGGAAAAUCUCAGGAUGAGGUGGAAAAGGAGGCGGCAGACCUGCGUCGUGAUGGGGUCACCAUCUACGCCAUCGGAAUCAAAGAUGCGAACGAGACCCAGCUGGUGCAGAUUGCAUCGCACCCUUGGACCAAGCAUGUGUACAAUGUCGACAGUUUUGUCAGGCUGAAGACCUUGCAGAAGAGCCUGGAGAAGACCAUGUGCCACAACAUCUUCCGUCAGGCCAUUGCAGUCAACGAGAGAAGAACUGACAUCAAAGAAGGUUGCAUGCAAACAGAUGAGGCCGACAUAUUCUUUUUGAUCGACCAAUCAGGAAGUAUUCAGGUCGACGACUUCAAUUACAUGAAGAAAUUCGUCAUUGACUUCCUGAAGACCUACCACAUCGGCCCGGACCAUAUCCGUGUUGGGUGUGUCAAAUAUGCAAACUCGCCCACCUUAGAGUUCGACCUGACUACGUACACUGACAGCAAAACCCUGGAGAAUGCGGUGAAGAGAAUCUAUCAAGUUGGCGGCGGUACCGAGACCGGACGUGGCCUGUCCUUCAUGGCGCCCCUGUUUGAGAGAGCCAUGAAAACUCGAGGGCACAAAGUCCCUGAGCACCUCAUUGUCAUCACAGACGGGAAGUCGAUGGACAAGGUCGAACUUCCCGCAGAGGAGCUGAGAACCCAGGGCGUCAACAUCUAUGCAAUCGGAGUGAAAGAAGCAGAUGAGACAGAGCUGCGGUUGAUCGCUGGAAGCCCACAGAAUACCUUCUUGGUGAAUAAUUUUGAUGCCCUUAAAAUUAUCAAGGACGACAUUAUCACUGAAAUCUGUUCAGCAGAUGCCUGCAAGGACAUUCCAAGGGAUCUCCUCUUCUUGAUCGAAGGCUCUGAUAACAUCAGAGAAGAAGACUACCAGAAGAUGAAGGACUUCAUGAAAGCUAUGAUUGGCAAGUCUCAGAUUGAAAAGGAAAUAGUGCAUGUGGGAGUCAUGCAGUUCAGCACCAGCCAGACGAUGGUGUUCCAGCUUAAUGACUUCCAUGACAAAGGAGACAUGUUGAAAGCUAUUGACAAAAUGCAGCAGCUUGGCGGAGGCACGCACACGGGCCAGGCCCUGACCGAAGUCUCCCUGUACUUUGACCUUGCCAGCGGGGGUCGUCCGGGGAUAAGACAGAACCUGAUUGUGAUCACUGAUGGCGAGUCCCAGGAUCAGGUGAAGGGGCCGGCUGAGGUGUUGAGGCAAAAGGGUGUGACCAUCUUCUCCAUCGGUGUGAUCAACGCCAACACCACACAGCUUCUGGAGAUCAGUGGCUCUGACGACCAUGUGUUCACUCAGAGGAACUUUGAUGCCCUGAAGGACUUGGAGAGGGAGCUGAAUCUGCGUCUCUGUGAGAGAGAGUGCCAGAAGACUCAGAUGGCAGACAUCAUCUUCUUGGUCGAUGGCUCCACCAGCAUCAGCGUCGGCAAUUUCUCAGCCAUGCUGAAUUUCAUGCAGUCCGUCGUGAACUUGACCACCGUCGGCGAGAAGAUGACGCGUUUUGGCGUCAUCCUCUACUCCAACGAAACCGAAUCCAAAUUCAACCUCAAAGAGUAUUUCUCCAAGAGUGAGGUGUUGAAGGCCAUCCAGGCGCUCAAGUCCCCGACCGGAAAUACCUACACAGGCAAGGCCUUGAACUACACCCUACAGUUCUUUGAUGAGAAGUACGGCGGCCGCCAAGCCGCAGAGGUGCCCCAGAUCCUGAUGGUGAUCACAGACGGUGAGGCCACCGACCGACACGACCUGAAGGCUCCAUCCGAGGCGCUGCGUGAGAAGGGCAUCAGCGUGUUCAGCAUCGGAGUGAAGGGUGCCGACAAGACUGAGCUGGUGAUCAUGGCCGGGGAACCCUCCAGGGUCUUCUUCGUUGACAACUUUGACGCCCUGAAGACCCUCUACAAAAACGUCUCCAGUGAGCUCUGCAGCACUACCAUUCCUGGGUGUAAGAAGGAGAAAGCGGACCUGGUUCUGCUGGUCGACACGUCGGAGACCAUCAGCGACAAUGCCUUCAGCAACAUGACGACCUUCAUGACCGACCUGAUCGGCAGCUUCAAGAUCAGCAAGGAUCAGGUGCGCGUGGGCGUGGCCCAGUUCAGCAGCAAGACGCAGAAGGAGUUCUACCUAAACCAGUUCCAGACGGUGGAGGAGGUGACCAAGAAAAUCCUGGAUAUGGUGCAGCAGAAGGAAGGAACCUGGGUCGGACAAGCGCUGAGAUUAAUCAAGAGUUACUUCGAGACGUCCACCGGGAGCCGCAUCAGUAGCAGGGUCUCCCAGAACCUGGUGGUGAUGAUGGACGGGGAAUCCAAGGACGACGUGGCGCAGGAGGCCGAGGUGCUCCGGGGGAUGGGCAUCCGGAUCUUUGUCAUUGGCGUCGGUGCCGUCAACCAGCUGGAGCUGAAUAAGAUCACGGCCAACUCUGACCUCAUCUUCACGGUCCAGGACUUCGGCGCACUGGCCAAGAUCAAGCAGAAGGUGGUGGAAACCAUCUGCGAAAAGCCUGCCUGCAGUAUUGAUGUGGCCAUUGGUUUUGACAUGUCCCAGCGCUCCGGGUCCCAACUGCUGGUCAGCGGGUUCCCCAAGCUCCGGGCGGCCCUGCCGGAGAUCCUCCACCAUGUAUCCACGCUGAAGGGCCUCUGCUGCGUCCAGAACAUGCCGAUCGAACCCAACGUCGCCUUCCGGUUGGUCAGCCAUGACGGGCGUGUCCUGCACGACUUCAAAUUUGUGCCGUUCAGCGAGGCGGUGGUGGACAAGGUCAUGAACCUGCAGAUGUCAGAGACCACCUUCUUCAACACGGCCCUGCUCACCUCCUUCCAGGAGAAGUUCAACACCCAGUCCAAUGCCGGCGCCAAGGUACUCGUGGUCUUCACAGAUGGUCUGGAUGAAGAUGUUAUGAAGCUAGAGCAUCAGUCUGAGCUGCUGCGUCGGUCUGGGGUGAAUGCCCUGCUGGCGGUGGCGCUGGACGGUGUGCGUGACUCCAGCCAGAUCCAGAUGGUGGAGUUCGGUCGAGGGUUCGGCUACAAGGUCCCCCUCAGCGUGGGCAUGCAGAGCGUGGGCAGUACCUUGCUCAAACAGAUCGACGCCGUGGCCGAGCGAGAGUGCUGUGGUGUCAUGUGUAAAUGUUCGGGACAUGAAGGAAGCCGAGGCUUGCGAGGAUCCUCAGCUGCAAAGGGUGUUCCCGGACCUAAAGGUCAUCCAGGAUUCCCAGGAGAGGAAGGGACUACCGGCGAUCGAGGCCAUCCCGGGCCCUCAGGGGUCCGAGGGACCCAGGGAUGCCCAGGGACCAGAGGACAGAAGGGAAAUCUGGGUCACCGUGGCGACAAGGGUGAAGAAGGUGAUCUUGGAAUGGAUGGAGUCGACGGACAGCAGGGUGAAGCAGGCUUGAAGGGAGCUUUAGGAGACAGAGGACGUCCGGGAAAUGCGGGCAACACAGGGAUCCGAGGAGAGGGAGGAGAUGAAGGACAGCGAGGACUCAGAGGAGACCCGGGGGCAGCUGGAUCAGACAAUGCGGAGGUGGGACCAAAAGGAGAACCAGGAAACGCUGGUAUGCCGGGCAUUCCAGGGAAGGAUGGCGUGAACGGGGAGAGUGGAAUCGAGGGAAACGAGGGACCCAAAGGAAGACGAGGACCCAUGGGAGAAAAUGGUCUGAAUGGAGAGUCGGGCAUUGUAGGAGAAGCAGGAAGCCCCGGCCCUUCAGGAUCCCGGGGACCCCAAGGGACCAGAGGUAAACUGGGCCCCAGAGGAAUCCGGGGACUUCCUGGAACUCAGGGCAGGCCAGGGGCUGAUGGACCAGGCGGUAUACCUGGACCACCUGGAGCCAAUGGACAGAAGGGACAACAAGGCGACUCGGGGCCACAAGGAGUGUCAGGACCACUGGGGUCCAGAGGAAUGCCAGGGCAAGAUGGCAGAGAUGGAUAUGGAAUAUCUGGACCGACAGGAUCUAAGGGUGAUCCUGGUUUCCCCGGAUAUCCUGGUGUUUCAGGGGACAGCGGACUAGACGGACCCCAUGGAGACCCUGGGCCCAAAGGAAACCUUGGCAGGGGGGGAGUUGCGGGAUAUCCUGGAGAAUCGGGCGUGCCCGGAGGACCAGGACAUCCUGGACAUACGGGCGCCAGAGGUCCUCCAGGGAACCGGAACAUGUCUGAGUGUCAGCUGAUAACCUACAUCCGAGACAACUGCGCCUGCUCCCAAGGCUUUGCAUGCCCGGCCUACCCCACAGAGCUGGUGUUCGGCCUGGACAUGUCACAGGACGUCACGCCGGACACCUUCGAGAGGAUGCGCUCGUCCCUGCUAGCGCUGCUGGAGGACGUCUCCAUCUCCGAGAGCAACUGCCCCACGGGGGCGCGCGUGGCUGUGGUGGGCUACAGCGGCCACACCAAACAACUCAUCCGCUUCCACGACUACCACCGCAAGAGGCAGCUGAUCGAGGCGGUGCAGAACAUCGCCCUGGAGCGCACGGCCAACCGACGGCAUCUGGGCGCCGCCAUGCGCUACGUGGGCAACAACAUGUUCAAGCGCGUGCGGCAGGGCGUGAGGGUGAGGAAGGUGGCAGUGUUCUUCAGCAACGGGCCGGCGCAGGACAGUGAGGACAUCGUUACUGCCAUGAUGGAGUACCGCGCCCUCAACAUCAUGCCGGCAGUAGUGGCACUCCGGCAGAGCACCAAAAUCCAGCAGGCCUUCCAGGCUGACAACACGGGCAACUCUAUCUACCUGUAUCUGCGCCGCUCACCGAACCUUGCCAACGAUCUGUGGAUGAUCAAGAGCUGCGUCAUCUGCUACGACCCCUGCAGGCCUGUGUCCGACUGUGUCAGUAUUCAGGAGAUCCCCGUGCCCCAGGUCCUGGAUGUGGACCUGGCCCUAGUUGUGGACGGCUCCAGGCAGGUCCAGGGUGACCAUUACUCGGGUGUCCAGGAGCUGCUUGGCUCCGUGAUGGAGCAGGUGGCCGUCAGCCGUCAGCCCCGCCGGGCCGACAGCCAGGCCCGGGUGGCCCUGGUCCAGCAGAGCGGCUCACUCCACUCCCAGGCUCCUGUUCCGGGUCAGCAGGCCGCCAAAUUAGAGUUUGGUCUGCAGACCUUCCAGGGUAAGAGCCAGAUGAAGAGCCACGUGCUGGAGAAGAUGGUGCAGCAGGGGGGCCCCUCGGCCCUGGGCCACACCCUGGAGUUCACGCUGAAGGAGGUGCUGCUGAACGCCAACAGCCCCAGGAAGAACAAGGUGAUGAUGGUGGUGGUGGGGGCCGAGACCCCCAGCUGGGACCAGGCCAAGCUUCGCCAGGUGGCUAAGGAGGCCAAGUGCAAGGGGGUAGCCGUGUUCGUGUUGGCCCUGGGGGAGCACUACAACCGGGCCCAGGUGUCAGAGCUGGCCAGCACCCCUCUGGAGCAGCACCUCAUCUGCCUGGGCCAGCUGAGGGCCGAGGAGCAGGGCUACGCCCAGCGCUUCAUCAGGAGCUACCUCUCCGUACUCAACACGGGGCUGAACACUUAUCCACCUGUCACUAUGAAGAAGACAUGUCAGCUGAUCAACAACCAACAGGAAGGGGUGAAAAACGGCCAGGGGCAAGUGAAUUUCAAUGAUCAGGAGCAGUUUGAGAUGCUGACCGGAACAAGGACUGAAAAACUGCUGGGCCCGCUGGACCUUGUUGGGUCCAAUAACCCUAACCCUGGCUCCACGACCCGAGCCUAACGGUAAGCUAGCUAGCUAUGUCAUUUCUAAAAUCACCCUGUCAGCCAGUUCAAUUUAUUAGGGUUCUUUUGUUACUUUCUUAGGAUUGAUUUGCUCAACUCGGAUUGUAUUGACACACUUAGCUCCACAAGGGUCGCAACAGCUUUUUGGUUCAUAUUAUAAUCAUUCUAUAAUUCAUAUAUAACAUUUGUCUUGAUCAUUGUUUUAAUCAAUAUUACAUGACAAUCAGCAUGCACUGUAUUGCAUUUCUUUUAAUCAAAAACUCCAUCUUUGAUCAAGACCAUCCAGAAGAUAUGGAGCUGCAACAAUUUCAACUAGUUAUUUAUCAAAAAAUAUAUUGAUAAUAAUAAAGAACUGUAUUUUACCUCACCAUAACCUUGAGCUUGUGUUAGAGGCAGCAGAGAGAGAGGUCAUGUUUCCCGAAGCUCCACUAGGCAUUGGAAAAAACUACUUAAUUCAUCGUUCAGAUCUACUUUAUUUUAUUGUAUUUCAUAAUCAUAAUACUUAACAAUAUAUAGUUUGUUUCCGUUGUCCUCCAUCGCUCGAUUCAACAAUACAUUUUGGCACUUUUUAUGACUCCCGGAUCAGGCCGCAGCAAAAGCCUUGGACUUUCCUAUCACCAACAUGCCUCUGUACUCAGAUAUCUCAGGCACGGAGACUGGGAAAUGCACAGACUGCACCAAACUGCAACAGACAGUGGCUUUAUUUGAAAUGAGACUAGCAGCAUUAAAAAAAUGCAAAGAACUCCUCCAGGAUACAGUUCCGAUGGUUGAGUUUGCUGAGCUAACUCAGACAAAUACACAACAAGAUGAUCAAAGCUACAUUGUGUCCUUCCCGAAGCUGGACAAGAGAGAGACAGUUCCAGCUGCGUCUCACUGGCACAGAGUCGGCGCUAAGCCAAAACAACAUACCAAACUGAAUCAACAAGUUUAUUCAGGCCACCCAAAUACUUUUUCGAUGACUUCACAGAAUUAUAGUCUAGCAUCUCCACAGAAUUUGACUGUCUAGUUAUAACUGGUGACUUAAAUUUUCAUACUGAUGAUAUGACAAGUGUGCAAAAAAACUUUUUACCAUUUUGGACGCAUUUGAACUGUCUCAACAUGUGAAAGAGGCUACUCAUUGUAAGGGACACACUCUAGACCUGGUUAUCACAAAGGGCCUCAAUGUUUCUGAUCUCUCUGUGACUGAUCCUUCCUUGUCUGACCACUUUAUUAAAUACUGUCAAAAAACGGUAUAUCAAUGAAGAUUCUAAUGUACUUUUUAAAAAGGCCAUCUCCUUGCUACCACCUCUCAACCCAUGUUCUGCUGUUGAUCUUGUAGAAAACUUUAAUUUGACAUUUUUGAAAGUCAUAGAUGUCAUUGCACCUUAUAAGGUUAAAACGAUUUCUGGAAAGCAAAAGGCCCCCUGGAGAAAAGCUGCUUCUGUAACAGCACAGAAAAAAGAAUGCAGGAAGGUUGAACGCAUCUGGCGUAAAACGAAACUUCAUAUUCAACAUGAUAUCUAUAAAGAGAGCCUCCGUGCCUACAAUUUAGAGUUAAAAGGUGCUAGAGAAACAUUUUUCUCCAGUAUCAUUAAAACCAACACUAAUAAUGCAAAAACCGUAUUCGUUGCCACCUGAUCUCCAUUCCACGCAGAAAUACAAUGAGUUUGCAGCUUUUUAUACUGAUAAAAUUGAAGGCAUCAGACGCGCCAUCAAUAUCUCCACUUCAAACAAAAAUGUUGGCCUACCACCCUGUUCAGGCAAAAGUAAUGUGGCAAGGAUGGCAUGCUUUAAUGUUAUAGACUCUCAAACUCUUGUGGAAACUGUGACACAACUAAAGCCAUCCACCUGAUCCCUUGUUACUUUACCUACCAACCUCUUUAAGAAUGUUGGGCCUAGGGCCUAGCAGUAGACAUAUUGCAGAUAGUUAACAACUCUCUCCAGUCAGGCAAUUUCCCCAAAGCUUUAAAAACUACAGUUAUUAAACCCCUUUUAAAAAAGCGGAGCCUAGAUGCCUCUAUUAUUACAACUACAGACCAAUAUCAAAUCUACCCUUCAUAAGUAAAAUCAUUGAGAAAGUUGUCCUCCAGCAACUUAAUCACUUCCUGGCAUCAACUGGUUGCUAUGACACCUUCCAAUCAGGAUUUCGACCCCUGCACAGCACUGAGACCGCCCUUAUUAAAGUUGUAAACGACAUCCGUCUUAACACAGACUCUGGCAAAACCUCAAUACUAACGCUACUUGACCUCAGUGCUGCAUUCAACACUGUAGACCAGGGGUCCCGAACCUUUUCAGCAACAAGGACCGGUUUGAUUCUCCAAAAAAAUCUAUGUAUAACUAUCACCAAAUGACUAUCGGCCCAUAGAUCUGCUGUGCCGGUGCAUUGAGCAAGUGAAAGAAUGGAUGUGUCGAAAUUUCCUUCAACUAAAUGAAGACAAAACAGAGAUAAUUGUAUUUGGUUCUAAAAUGGAAAGGCUUAAAGUAACCCAACACCUUCACUCUCUGUCCCUGAAAACCUCAAUCAAAGCCAGAAAUCUAGGGGUUAUCAUGGAUUCAGAUUUACAUUUCGACACAUCAAAUCAGUUACAAAAUCUGCAUAUUAUCACCUAAACAAUGUCCACCGAAGACUUACAAAAACUUGUACAUGCCUUUAUCACUAGUAAGCUUGAUUACUGCAAUGGUCUCCUUACAGGUCUCCCAAAACAAACUCUGAUGAAGCUUCAGCUUGUUCAGAAUGCUGCUGCUAGAGUUCUAACAAAGACCAAAAAAUUUGAACAUAUUACACCAAUUCUGAAAUCGUUACAUUGGCUUCCUGUAGGUCAGAGAAUUGAUUUUAAAAUCAUGUUGCUAACCGAUAAAUCCCUACAUGGUUUAGGCCCAAAAUAUUUAACUGAUACGCUUCCACUACAUAAGCCUUCUAGACCACUAAGAUCCUCUGAGACCAAUCUGUUAAUUAUCCCUAGAGUAAACACGAAACAUGGGAAAGCAGGAUUUAGUUACGAUGCAACAAAUAGCUGGAAUGAACUCCCUGAGGAUUUAAGACUUGCCCCAACUCUGAGCACCUUUAAAACAAGACUGAAGACUUUUAUGUUUGCUUUAGCUUUCUGCUAAAUCUUAAAUACAUUGCACUUUCUAAAAAGCUUUUUUAACUUUGCCUUUAUUUUCUAUUUUAAUACUAAAAUGCAUUUUUAACUUUCUAUUAUACCCAUUUCUUUGCAUAUGUUUCCUUUAACUUAUCUAUUAUUUUAUUUUAUUGCAUUACAAUGUUUAUAUGUGAAGCACUUUGAGUCUGCCUUGUGUAUGAAAAUUGCAAUAUAAAUAAAGUUGCCUUGCCUUGAUAAAUAUUUAUUUAGACUGAGAUUCGCUU